UGGCGGACAGAUCCGUCCAUUCAGUUGACGUUCCUUACUACGAAGAGUUUUGGAUAUAGUGUUAAACAAUGCCUCCGGCCAAUGUUACGAAAAAGUCGUCAGCGACUAAAGCUGUGAGAAAGACUGCAAAAUCGCAAGCUGAAACUGAUGACAUCGAGGAAUGGAAAAGAGCAAAGCAACUGCUGAAGCCAAAAGAUCAAUUGGAAUUAAAUGAACUUGAACUCAAAGAGACAAUAGGCAAACAGCUUGUCUCAACAAAUAACCGCCUACCUGACAGCCUGAUUGAAUUCAGCUAUGCGCAGGGAACAUUCAUACCAAUACCAUCACCUGGAAACGUGGUGGUGUCCUUUGAGCAGCAAGGCACUCUUCUUCAUAAAGAUUCCGAAGAGGCGCGACAGCAAAUGCUAGAGAUGGGAAUCGAUCCUUUGACCUACCAAACAUCCGUAGAAACCAUCUACGAACCAGAAGCUGAAGCGGAAGUACCAUCGGAAACAGCAGAGCCGAGCGUUGCACCGGAAGGUGAGGGUGAUACUACAGAAGGGGGAACCCAGACGGAGGAGGGGAAGGAAGAAGAGGAAGGCGCAGAAGGAACGGCUGAAAAGCCACCGGAAGAGAAGCCUGAGGAGGAAGAUGAAGAAGGGGAAGGUGAAACGGUGAUAAAGGCAACGGUCAAACCUGCAGCUAAAGGGGGAAGGCCCAGGAAGCUGACCAAUCAGUUCAAUUUCUGCGAAAGGGCCGCGCUGACGUACAACAACCCAGUUAGGUCCCAGGAAACUCAAACCAUUCCCCCGCCGAUGGCGAACUUCUCAGCCAAUGUACUGCAGUGGGUGAUCUACGACGCGUAUCAAGAAGACUUCGCCGCUCAACAGCUAGAGAAGGAGUUGGAAAGAGAGAGGAAAGAAAAAGAGAAAAUGUCAAUCGGCAAACCAUCGCAACCGAAGAAAGCUGCAAUGGGAAGGGCGCAGUUGAGUGAAGCAGUGCAAGGGAGAGUUCUGGAAUGUUGGAGGGUGUUGGAGAGAAUGAUCAACCAGAACACGUUCAAUGACAUAGCUAAAGAUUACCGGUACUGGGAUGACCCUUCAGACGAGUACAGGGACGAAGAAGGAACCCUGUUACCCUUGUGGAAAUUUACCUACGACAAAACAAAGAAGCACACUGUCACGGACAUGGAAUGGAAUCCUUUCUAUUACGACUUAUUUGCGGUCUGUUUUGGAUUUCUGGACUACAUGAAACCGCUGCAGGCCGGCGCGGUGUGUCUCUUCACGCUGAAGAACCCCUCGUUCCCGGAUUACAUCUGCGUGACGGACUCCGGCGUGAUGUGUGUGGACACGCACGCGAAAUACCCGUACAUGGUGGUGAUCGGGCUUUACGAUGGUAGCGUUGAGGUGUGGAAUGUCCACGCUACCUGCACCAUGCCCGCGUACAGGAGUAACAGUGUCACGAACAAGCACAGAGGUAUAGUCUGGGAGGUCAAGUGGGCUCCAGAUUUACCAGAUGGAGAGCUGAAUUUCUUUUCCGUGGCAGCUGAUGGAAAGAUCAACAAUUGGGUACUGAUGCAAAAUGAGCUCGCCGUUACCACUAUUAUCACAUUAUUUCUGGACAAGGAUCCGGCGUCUGGACCUGAUGGAACGCUGUUGAGGGCAAUAGCCUGUGCGUCGUGCGUGAAGCUGCACCCAGACAAGCCUCUCGUUUACUUGGUCGGCACUGAAGAGGGACAUAUCUAUAAAUGCAGUACCGCGUACAGUUCGACGUACCUCAUGACUUACUAUGCCCAUACGAUGCCUGUUUGUAGGAUAGAUUUCAACAGAUACAACACGGACAUAUUCAUAUCUUGCAGCGCCGACUGGAGAAUCAAGAUAUGGGAAGAUGAAAGACAAGAGCCGCUUUUUGUAUUUGACGUUGGAGAUAGAGUGGGCGACGUCAAAUGGGCUCCGUACUCUUCUACCGUUUUCGCGGCUGUCACAGCGGAAGGAAGGGUGUACGUUUUCGACUUGAACGUGAACAAAUACAAACCUAUCUGCGUACAAGCAAUCGUGUCGCGAAGAAAGAAUAAGGUCACCAGAAUUUCCUUCAAUCCAAAGCUGCCGAUACUGAUUGUCGGAGAUGAUAAGGGUUGCGUGACGACUUUGAAGCUGUCGCCAAAUUUGAGAAUAAUGUGCAAAGCACCGAAGAAACAACAGCAUUUGGACCAAUGGACGCUGCAGUGCAUGAAGUUGGACAAGCUGCUCGCUCUCGUGCGCGAACCAGUUACAUUGACGUUACCUGAAGAUACAGCAGGGUCUGAGGAUUCAUAAGAAAUGUGAUUUUAAAAUAUAUUUAUUAACACUUAUUAAACUUCUACACAACACAAAACUUUAUAAAAUCUAUAACAUGUCUUGGCACCUAAACUUUUAUCUACAAGAAGGAACGAUACAAGGAGAGGAGCUAUUUUUAUUGAGUACAAUGAAUGUUUAAUUUACAGAACGACAUAUGAAUUACCUA
Acanthoscelides obtectus is the source of this 2481-nucleotide messenger RNA. The record is from the annotation of a GenBank genome assembly. Lineage: Eukaryota; Metazoa; Arthropoda; Insecta; Coleoptera; Chrysomelidae.